This is a messenger RNA of Homarus americanus (American lobster), 2052 nucleotides long. RefSeq names its product endoglucanase E-4-like. Gene Ontology annotation, biological process: carbohydrate metabolic process. The transcript is spliced from 15 exons. The coding region runs from base 110 to 1861 and encodes 583 amino acids. The record is from RefSeq and is a predicted model, not a curated record. Lineage: Eukaryota; Metazoa; Arthropoda; Malacostraca; Decapoda; Nephropidae. Gene Ontology annotation, molecular function: hydrolase activity, hydrolyzing O-glycosyl compounds.
CUGUUUUAUUUCAAGUACUCUGCCUCACAUACUGUGCGGUAUAUACCCGGCGGGUAUAUAAGUGGAGGAGACGCUGCCUACCGUCACCAGUGUGUCUCAGACCGCAGACAUGACCAGUGUCCUCGUCCACGUCCUGCUGGGGGUCGUCAGCCUCACCCUCCUACACACAGUAGUGGAGGCUGAGAUGUGUGAAGUCAUCACCAUCAUUAAGGAGGCGGAAGGAACCUACGGCGGCAACUUCACCUCGGAGACAUUACUACCCAUAAAUGGCCUGGACGUGAUCAUCACCUUCGACAAGUCUCUGGAGGAAGUGACUUACGUGAACGGCGACGUGGAGAAGAUAGAUGACACACACUUCAGAAUCUUGAACUCAGAAUUCUACGAGACUGGCAGCUACGUGGAGUUCACAUUUGAGGUGACUUUCAGUGGCAGUGCGAGGCCCGAUGUUGUUGGUGUUGAGUUGAACGAACAAGAUGCCUGCGAUGGACAGCUACAGUGGACAACCGUCGCUCCCUACACCAACCCUUGUGAGGCCACAGGCAUGGGGAAGUACGACUACGCCCAGGCACUGUGUAUGGGCAUCUUGUUCUACGAGGCUCAGAGGUCCGGGAAAUUACCAGAGGACCAGCGCGUCCAACCCUGGAGGUGGGACUCUGCCAUGGACGACGGUGCUGAUGUGGGUCAUGACCUUGCUGGCGGCUACUACGACGCUGGUGACCACGUCAAGUUCGGCUUCCCGAUGGCUUUUACAGCCACCGCACUGGCCUGGGGACUCAUAGACUUUGCUGAAGGAUACGAGGCAGCUGGUCAGACGGACUACGGUCGUGCGGCCGUCAAGUGGGCCACUGACUACUUCCUCAAGGCCCACACCGCUGAGUACGAACUGUACGGCCAGGUCGGUCAGGGAGACCUUGAUCAUGCCUUCUGGGGCCGCCCUGAGGACAUGCACAUGCCUCGACCCUCCUGGAAGAUUGACAGGGAGGCUCCAGGAACUGAGUUGGCGUGUGAGACCGCCGCCGCCCUCGCUGCUGCCUCCCUCGUCUUCAAGAAGGCUAACCCCGACUACUCGGCUGAGAUGUUGGAGGUGGCCAAGGAGCUCUAUGCCUUCGGCGACGAGCACCGUCUGGAGUACCACAAGUCCAUCACUGACGCUGAACAUUAUUAUAAGUCGUGGAGCGGGUACGGAGACGAGCUGCUGUGGGGCGCACUGUGGCUGUACCGCGCCACAGGAGACGACACCUACCUCACCAAGGCUCAGGAGGCCUGGGAUGAGUUUAACCUGGCUUACGGUGGCAGCUAUGGAUGGGACGAUAAGAAGGCUGGCUGCUAUGCGCUGGGCAUGAUGCUGGACUCACAGAACACUAUGUAUGAGACAGCCUUUAAUUCCUUCCUGAAGUAUAACAAGAAGGACGCCCAGUACACACCGGGGGGCCUACUGUUCCUGGGUGACUGGGGGUCCCUUCGUAGCGCUGCCAACGUCGCCUUCCUCACUUACUGGGCGGCCAAGUACGGGGAACCAGCAGAGGCAGACGCCAACAGGGAGUGGGCUGAGGGCCAGAUUAAUUACAUGUUGGGCAGCUUCAGUCACUCCUUCGUCUUGGGUUUUGGUGUAGACCCUCCCUCACGCCCCCACCACCGCUCCAGCUCUUGUCCGAUCCCACCAGAGUCUUGUAUUAAGGACAACUGGGGAUACGCCCAUCCAGGACCAAACUUCCACACCUUAUACGGUGCUCUCGUCGGUGGUCCUGCAGAGGACGAUACUUAUACCGAUAUCCGUGGAGACUAUAUUCACAACGAGGUGGCCUGCGACUACAAUGCUGCUUUCGUAGGAGCUCUGGCGGCCGCAGUGGAGUACAAGUAGAAGGUCACCCGGGCAGCUUAUACGAGGAAAAGACGAAAUUGAAUACGAAAUAGAAAAAAAAAUGAUAAUUGUGUAAAAUUUAGUCAAUGGUGAAAUACAGAUGGGUGAAGGUUAAGACACACACACACACACACACACACACACACACACGAAGCUCCUCGGCGUCACCAUAGACAACAAACUUAAUUGGA